Nicrophorus vespilloides is the source of this 3177-nucleotide messenger RNA. RefSeq names its product importin-11. Gene Ontology annotation, biological process: protein import into nucleus. The transcript has 12 exons. The record is from RefSeq and is a predicted model, not a curated record. Bases 98 to 3037 code for a protein of 979 amino acids. Lineage: Eukaryota; Metazoa; Arthropoda; Insecta; Coleoptera; Silphidae. Gene Ontology annotation, cellular component: nuclear envelope; cytosol. Gene Ontology annotation, molecular function: small GTPase binding.
GUUUUGUUUGUCAAGUGAACCAAACCCACAUGUCAAUAUUAUUUAAUUUUUUUAAUAGACUUUCCUCUUAGUUUUCGUGGAAACGCUUGAGACUGCUAUGGACCCAGUUUCCACACAAUCAAUGGUACUGGAAGUCCUCCAAAGGGCUUCCAGCCAAAAUGCAGAUAUACUGAAACCUGCAGAAGCCAAACUUAGAGAAUGGGAAAUCCAACCUGGAUUUUAUUCAAUGCUUUAUAAUAUAUUAUCGAACCACUCAAUUGACUUGAAUGUCCGAUGGAUAGCUGUAUUGUACCUCAAAAUUGGAGUGGAUAGGUACUGGAGGAAAAGUGCACCUAAUGCCAUAAGUGAAGAUGAGAAGAGGACAAUACGGCAAGCAUUGGGUUCUAAUUACCAAGAGCCUGUCAAUCAGAUUGCUAUACAAUUGGCUGUGCUUGUUUCUAAAGUUGCUAGAAUGGACUGCCCCCGUGAUUGGCCUGAGCUCUUUCCUAUGCUCCUUCAGGCUGUUGAAAGUUCCGACCCUAUUGUUCAACAUAGAUCUUUACUCACAUUGCAUCAUGUUGUUAAGGCUAUUUCUUCAAAAAGGCUACCAGGUGAUCGAAGAUUGUUUCAAGAAUUUACCUCGAAUAUUUACUCUUUUAUUUUGAACUUAUGGAAUAACUUCACCGAGUGCUUUAUCAAUAGCGUUAUGCAAAACGCGUCCGUGGAUACAAUUAAUUCUAAUCUAGAAAAGGCGUUACUAACAUUGAGGAUAUUAAGGAAGUUAACCGUCCAUGGAUUCUACAAACCACACUUAAACCAGAAUUGUAUGUCUUUCAUGAAAGUUGUUUUCGAUAGGGCGCGCGCUUGUCUCAUGUGCAGAAAGCAGUUAUCAUCGAAAGCAGCUUAUUUAGUUGAGACAUGCGAAAAGUUAAUUAUCCACCUCACUAAAAUACUUCUUUCUGUGCUGGACGUGCAUCCGCUCAGUUUUGUAGAAUUUAUUCAACCCACGUUAGACUUUACCUUCUCUUACAUCUUCACAUCCGAAGGAACCGAGUUCAUAUUCGAACGACUUACUAUUCAAUGUUUCAAUUUGAUCAAAGGGAUCUUGCUGUGUCCGCAAUACAGACCAGCUAAAAUUCUAGAGAUGACGAAGGAACAGGAUACUUUGAAAGCGUACCAAAUCAAGAGUGACUUCUUCCAACCCAACACGCUGACUGUAAUGUGCAAAAAGCUGGUUUCCCAUUACUUUAUUUUAACUCAGGAGGAUUUGGAACUUUGGGACGCGGAUCCUGAGACCUUUGCCAACGACGAAGGAGGGGAAUGCUGGAAAUAUAGUUUAAGACCGAGUAUGGAAACCGUUUUUGUGACCUUAUUCCACGAAUUUCGAGACACACUGGCUCCUGUCUUACUGGAAAUGAUACGUGAAACACAUGUAAUUGUUUCACCUGAGGAUUUGCAGGGAAUCCUGAGGAAGGAUGCUGUGUAUAAUGCCGUCGGUUUGGCUGCCUUUGAUAUGUAUGAUGAGGUUGAUUUUGAUCAAUGGUUUACAAACACGUUAACGCAAGAAUUAAAAAUUAAACACAAUAACUAUAGGGUAAUUAGGAGGAGAGUAUCUUGGCUGAUUGGUAGCUGGACAGGCAUUAAAUUAUCACCAGAACUGCGCCCGGCCUUGUAUUCUUGCGUGGCCAACUUGUUGAACCCUGAAGAGGAUAUGGCCGUACGGUUGACAGCGUCAACGGCUUUAAGACAUGCAAUUGAUGACUUCGAAUUUAAUUCGGAUCAAUUUAAACCUUAUUUGGACUCACUUUUUAAUUUACUGUUCACGUUGCUGCACGAGGCUCAAGAAGGCGAAACUAAGAUGCACGUACUGAAUGUAAUGACGUUACUUGUUGAACGUGUCGGUCAAACUGUUUCUCCGCACACUGAUGGUCUCAUCCAUUAUUUACCAUUGCUGUGGCGCGAAUCUGAGGAACACAAUAUGCUCAGGUGCGCAAUUGUAGCUACGCUAGUGCAAUUAGUCAAAGCACUGGGUAAGGUCAGCGCCGAAUUAAACCCUUUCCUUUUGCCCGUUAUCCAAUUGGGAACGGAUACCACCCAAAGUGCCAUAGUAUACCUACUCGAAGACUGCUUGGAAUUGUGGUUAACCGUGUUAGAAAAUUCCACCACGAUGACCAAUGAAUUAGUGCAGCUGUUUAACAAUAUGCCGACUUUAAUAGAAUAUAAUUCGGAAAAUCUCAGAUGGUGUUUGUUGGUCACUCUUGCCCAUGUUCUCUUAUCCCCUGAUGUUGUUAUGGAAACACAGGGCAGACAAAUAGUUACUGUAUGUAAUUCAAUCCUUAGCGAUAUGAGAACGGAGGGUAUCGUUAUGGUGGUAGGACUUAUGGAAACCUUUAUAAGGGCAUCUCCAAUGAAAGGAUGCGAGACGGUCAAAUUAAUUUUGCCUAAGAUUUUCGAAAACAUCUAUCAAACUGACGAACUGCCGACAGUGCUCUCAAUGUAUUUGUGUGUAGUAAGUAGGGUUUUACUGGCCACCCACGAAGUCUUCACACAAACCUUAAGGGAUUUGGCGCAUCGGAACUACGACAACGAGGAGAACAUUCUGAGUAAGAUACUCGAUGUGUGGGUGAAGAAGAUGCCGAACGUCUCGCAGAUAGAGCACAGGAAACUCCUAGGUUUAGCCUUAACGAAUUUGCUGACUACUCAAAGUCAAUCGGUUUUGAGACGGUUUCGCGGUAUCAUGGUGAACAUACUGGAGGCUCUCAAUGAUGUAAUGAAGACUGAUGAAAGUAGCAUUAAUAUGGACUCUUUGGUGCUGUCCGAAGGUCAGAGUCCCAGCCACUUCCACGAAGAUUCUGAUAGUUACUAUGAUACCGAGCACGACCAAAGAAAGAAGCAGCUCAUUGUGGUGGAUCCCGUUCACACUAUAGUUCUUAAGGACUACCUACAAUCACAAAUUUAUAUCCUUAGAAAUCAAUUGGGUCAAGCACACUAUGAGCAACUACUGCAGCAAAUUGAUGCCGAUACUGUAACGCAGUUGCGAGAGUACAUUGUAUUAUAAGGAAGUGUACAUUUCUAUUGCAUAAAGAACUUUCCAAUUUUUAUUUUAUUUUUUACUAUGCAAUUAUCUGAAAUAGUAAAUAGUUAAUUAGGAAACUGUUAUCCUAAAGAAAUAUCUUUUUUAUAUAUAAUUUAACUGUU